AUCCCGUCCCUCGUAAACUCUCUCACAGGCCACAGUCUCCCGGUCUUCCCUCCAGGCCGCCUCGUCCGGGGACCAGAGCCGCGCCCCAUACUCUCACUCCGUCCCACCGCCAGCACCCACCCACCACCACGUCGUCCAGCGGCACGGGCGGCACCACCCCUUCCUCCUCAUAUCCUCCAUCUCCGCGCCUUGAGCAGCGGAGUCGUCGUCGUCGUCGUCGUCGCCGCCUCCUCCCUUCCUCUGGGUCUCCGCCUCUCGAGCAGCGAAAACCCAAGUGUUUUGUCCUUCACAUCUAUACAUGCAGAAUGCCUCGAGGGCGAGGCUCUUCUGUCACAACCCAUGAGAAACCCAAAGUUGAUGAAGCAGUCAGUACAAAUGAAGAUUAUGGCAGGCGCAGGAGGACACCUUUUUUAUUGCUGGGAUUGUUGAUGGUCUUCCUUCAUGGAUCCUGGUCUGUUUAUCGUUUUCAGUUUGCAAAUCUUCCUUUGCCCCUUGAUGCUGAACAGGCUGGCAAGCGUGGGUUCUCAGAGGCAUCUGCUCUGGAGCAUGUUAAGUACCUUGCAGCCUUGGGUCCUCAUCCAGUUGGUUCAGAUUCCAUCGAUCUUGCUGUUCAGUAUGUAUAUGCAGUAGCAGAUAAAAUAAAGAAGACAGCUCAUUGGGAUGUUGAUGUCCAACUGGAGCUGUUCCACACAGAUAUUGGUGCAAAUCGUAUGGCUGGUGGCCUUUUCAAUGGAAAAACUAUGCUGUAUUCAAACCUUAAGCAUGUGAUACUGAGAGUUGUUCCCAAGUAUUUACCAGAAGCCGAGGACAAUUUGAUUCUUGUUUCUUCUCAUAUCGAUACAGUUUCCACGACCGAAGGUGCUGGAGAUUGUAGUUCAUGUGUGGGAGUCAUGUUAGAGCUUGCACGAGGAGUGGCUCAGUGGGCUCAUGGGUUUAAGAGUGGUGUCCUGUUUCUAUUCAACACAGGGGAAGAAGAAGGUCUUGAUGGUGCCCAUAGUUUUAUAACUCAGCACCGCUGGAGAAAUUCAGUACGUUUUGCAAUCGAUUUGGAAGCUAUGGGUAUCAGCGGGAAAUCUACUCUCUUCCAGGGUACAGAUCAUUGGGCUCUGGAAAGCUUUGCUUCUGUAGCCAAAUAUCCAUCUGCUCAGAUAGCUUCACAGGACGUUUUUCAGUCUGGAGCAAUAAAAUCUGCUACUGAUUUUCAAAUAUAUCAGGAAGUUGGUGGUCUUCCUGGUCUUGAUUUUGCUUAUACAGAUAGGACAUCAGUCUAUCACACGAAGAAUGACAAAAUGAAGCAUCUGAAACCAGGAUCCCUUCAGCAUAUUGGAGAAAAUAUGCUUGCUUUCCUACUUCAUGCUGCCGCAUCACCAAAAUUUAUGAAAGAUGCAAUACAAGCAAAGCAAGAGGGUGCAGAGAAGACCAAAGCUGUUUUUUUCGACAUUCUGGGCAAGUACAUGGUAGUAUAUCCACAGCGACUUACAACCAUGUUUCACAACUCAAUAAUAUUUCAGUCCCUUCUUAUCUGGGGAACUUCAUUGCUUAUGGGUGGACGGCCUGGCCUUGUGUCCUUUGGAAUAUCAUGUUUGGGCAUUGUUCUUAUGUUAAUUUCUUCUGUUACCUUAUCAGUUGUGGUUGCAAUUGCUCUGCCACAUAUUUGUUCCUUUCCUGUGACAUUUGUUGCGCACCCAUGGUUAGUAGUUGGGUUAUUUGGUUCACCUGCACUACUUGGGGCAUUCAUCGGUCAACAUAUUGGAUUCAUUAUUUUGAAAAGGCAUCUUAAACAUGUAUAUUCUAUAACAAAGUCAGGACUAGCUCAUAACAUGCUGGAACAAAUUGUUAACCUGGAAGCUGAGAGGUGGAUUUUUAAAUCUGGUUUUGUACAAUGGCUAAUAGUUCUGAUACUGGGAACAUACUUGAAGGUUGGAUCAUCUUACAUAGCACUCAUCUGGCUUGUUUCGCCUGCUUUUGCAUACGGUCUUAUGGAAGCAACACUAUCUCCUGCUCGGUCACCUAAACAGCUCAAGGUUAUUACAUUGGUUCUGGCAUUGGCUGCACCAGUUGUCUCAUCUGCUGGUUUAGUUAUUCGCAUGGUUGAUGUUAUAAUUGGGAGUAUUGUACGCAUUGAUAGGAACCCUGGUGGCCUACCAGAUUGGCUUGGCAAUGUAGUAGUCUCUGUUGCCAUUGCUAUUGUCAUAUGUUUUACCUUUGUGUAUCUUCUUUCUUACGUUCAUAUAUCAGGUGCUAAAAGGACUCUUGGUUUUCUGUUAUGUAUAUUCUUUGGUCUUGCACUUGCACUGGUGUCAAGUGGCAUUCUCCCUGCAUUCACGGAGGAUAUUGCUCGGUCUGUAAAUGUUGUGCAUGUUGUUGACACUACAACGGUGAAUAGUGGUAAUACAGAACCAUCAUCAUAUGUUACUCUGUUCUCCAAUACACCUGGAAAGUUGACAAAGGAAUUAGUAGACCUUAGAGAUGAAGAAUUUUCUUGUGGGAGGAAUAGGGCUAUUGAUUUUGUUACAUUUACCAUGAAAUAUGGCUGUUUGAGUUACGAAGGGACCAAUACUGGAUGGAGCAAAUCAGAAGUGCCAGUGCUCAGUUUGAAAAGUGAUUCUGUUACCAAUGAUGCUCGACAAACAAUAAUAUCAGUUGAUACUAAGUCAUCUACGCGUUGGUCACUGGCAAUCAAUAAACAAGAAAUUGAUGACUUCACAGUUCAUGUGGAUUCGGAGAACUUGGUUCCACUGGGUAAUAAGAGCGAGAUCGAUGGGUGGCAUACAAUCCAGUUUGCUGGUGGUAAGGACUCACCAACAAAAUUUCAGCUAACCCUUUUCUGGGCAAGUAAUUCCAAGGAUGCAUUCCCAAAGCAAGUCGAAUCAGAAGAUCAUUCUUUCUUACUAAAACUAAGAACGGAUGUGAAUAGAGUUACACCGAAGGUUGGCAGGGUUCUCGAGAAGCUUCCAGGAUGGUGUGCACCCUUUGGCAAGUCUACUUCUCCUUAUACAUUGGCUUUCUUGACCGCUCUUCCUGUCAAUAUUUAGCCAUACUUAUUCUUUACCAGACUUAGGGUAUUCGUAGUGUUUACUUUUUCUAAUUUAGAUAUGCAUAUCCGAUCACACCACCACAUAGUUUACACUUAUAGCCAACAAAUGUACACGAAAAUUGCCAGCAACUUCCGUUUAACAGAAUCAUGUGAUAGGGGCCUCAAACAUACAGGAUAGCCACGGGUUCAAAUAUGUUUCUUACGAACGAGCAGUUUCAUAGUUUCAUGUGAAAAUGCUGAGAUGUAAUAAUGGCUGUAAUAAAGACUGAUGCUUUGAUUCCUCAAAAAAGGAUUGGUGGUUUUGUAUGUA
This is a messenger RNA of Oryza sativa Japonica Group (Japanese rice), 3347 nucleotides long. RefSeq lists its product as uncharacterized. Gene Ontology annotation, biological process: proteolysis. Gene Ontology annotation, molecular function: metalloexopeptidase activity. The record is from RefSeq and is a predicted model, not a curated record. Lineage: Eukaryota; Viridiplantae; Streptophyta; Magnoliopsida; Poales; Poaceae.